Messenger RNA from Toxoplasma gondii ME49, 972 nucleotides. RefSeq lists its product as hypothetical. Bases 217 to 693 code for a protein of 158 amino acids. NCBI's taxonomy places the organism in Eukaryota, Apicomplexa, Conoidasida, Eucoccidiorida, Sarcocystidae. The transcript has a single exon. The record is from RefSeq and is a predicted model, not a curated record.
AACAACACCCAUUUCAUGCGCGACACUCUGCAGCCCUCCUUCCCUCCGGCCUCUGCUCUGGUGGGCGGGACAGGGAGGGCGGGAAGUGUGUUAGCGCGCUAACCCCGAUACCAGAGCGACGUGGCCCCAUUGACGAAUGGCUGGUAUGCUGAUCCUGGCCCUCAUUCCUUCGGACUCCCAGUCUUCAGGUGGCACUGUCAGCGCGACCCCCGCAGGAUGCAGCCCGUGGAACAACACUCCCGCAACCCUACCACGUUGGCCCACACCAAAACGGACAUCGCUGACCCGUUCGGGUGUUGGGAGACGUCUCCAGCUGUGGUGGUGGCUAGUGCUCCCGUCCUAGAGUUGCUGCGUCCUUUUACGAAACGCCAGAACCGGGAAUCGUGCCACUAUCCCAUCAAACGCGCUAACGAAAUGAAGACGAGCGGAGAUACGAAGUUUCGAUGGUUCGACGGCGGUCACAAAGUGCGGGCGGAAAACCUGAAUUUCCUCGCCAGAGAUGACCUCAACCACCCUCCCUGCCUUCCACGCCAAUGCCGCGGUGCCAUCUCCUGCCAGCCGAGGAUGGUCGGCUGUCAUGGCAAUCGCCGGGCUGGCGAGGCCGCCUGUUGUAUCCCCUCCGUUAUACAAAGCCCGAGCUAUGCAGGGUUGAGGAAGUAUAAUAUUGAGUCUGUAUGUGUUCAGGCAGGAUAGUUUAUGGGUGGGGGCGGCGGGGUCGCACAUGGUGGAUGGAUUCUUGGUGUCCAUCACGCGACGGUAAGUCUAUACCUCGUUCCCGUGAAACACGGAGGAAAAGUAGGGAACAGCGCGGAUAUGGUUCUCGAGUAAACUCUCAAGCACGGAACGGCAAUGCCGACAGGAAUGUACCGGCCCGCGCAAAUCGGUUCCUCUGUCUAGGACGCAAGUGGAAAUGGUUGAAAGGGUGUUGCAUUGUAUGUAAACCGAAGAGACCAACUGGAUCUACUGCUGUCU